Molecule: messenger RNA, 473 nt
Organism: Hydractinia symbiolongicarpus
Lineage: Eukaryota; Metazoa; Cnidaria; Hydrozoa; Anthoathecata; Hydractiniidae
Product: von Willebrand factor C and EGF domain-containing protein-like
Exons: 4
Coding region: 55-447 (130 amino acids)
Source: RefSeq, a predicted model, not a curated record
AAAACUCCAUACAUUGCAAUACUUAUCCAAUAUCGCCGAAAUCAUCAGAACAGCAUGAAAGGUAUAGAAAUGCUAGUGUGUAUAUUGUUGGUGGUUAUUGCAACUGGAAGUACAAAUACCAUCGCAAAAGAUUGUUCGAAAAUUAAUUGUCCAUUUGUGACACAUUGUGCAAGACGUUACACACCGCCAGGAGAAUGCUGUUCAAAGUGUGACUGCCGGAAACAGAAAGUUGGAGAAACGUUUGGGUAUUUUUGGUUGUUGCAGAAGCAACCGUGUAAAAUGUGCGUUUGUGAGGGCGGUGAAGAAAUCUGUCACAAGUUCGUUUGUCCCGAUCAUAAGUUGUUUAAGAGUUGUACGAAACCAAAUUACAACUUUUACUGUGGCUGCAAAACAUCAUGCCAACUUGGAGGAGGAAUUCUACCAACUUUUCCACCGAUUCCAAAUUAAUUACACGAAAUAAAUUUCAACUAACA